AUGCUACACCAAGCUUUAGCCACCGAACAAGAUUUCACAACCAGGCUAGACGCCGAGCGCAGUCUGGCUUACGCAGCCAUGGCCAUGAAGCACUACUACGAUAAGACGCAUUUGCACAAGUGGUUUGACGUUGGUCAAUACGUUUACCUCCGCCUUGGUCACGGAUACGACAUCCAAGCCAACCAGAACCUUCCGACCUGUCCGCCCUCAUACAUUUCUAUGCGGCCUUUAUUUGGCAUAUCUGGGCCUCCUGAUAGCCUGGAGCUUGGACAAGUACGCAUGGACUACUUGUCCAAGCGCCUGAUCAACCGGUAUGCCUCAUAUUUACAUGACUACACUCAGCAUGAGAAGAAUCCCUAUGGGGGGAAGAAGCGUGGCAAGACGUAG
This is a messenger RNA of Penicillium psychrosexuale, 387 nucleotides long. RefSeq lists its product as uncharacterized. The transcript has a single exon. Lineage: Eukaryota; Fungi; Ascomycota; Eurotiomycetes; Eurotiales; Aspergillaceae. The record is from RefSeq and is a predicted model, not a curated record. The coding region runs from base 1 to 387 and encodes 128 amino acids.